Messenger RNA from Osmerus eperlanus (European smelt), 705 nucleotides. RefSeq names its product high choriolytic enzyme 2-like 2 (gene hce2l2). Gene Ontology annotation, molecular function: metalloendopeptidase activity; zinc ion binding. NCBI's taxonomy places the organism in Eukaryota, Metazoa, Chordata, Actinopteri, Osmeriformes, Osmeridae. The record is from RefSeq and is a predicted model, not a curated record. Gene Ontology annotation, biological process: proteolysis.
AUGACAGCAAUGGAUGAAAUCAUCUGGGCAAACGAGUACCAAGCUGUUCAGGUCAUAGAUGACAGCACCAGUCUUCGGGAUGGGGAUAUCGCCGUCUGCACUGGGAGGCGUUCUAGGGCUUGCUUCGCUAGGAGCUGCUUGUGGAACAAGUCGGUUGACGGACACGUUUACGUACCAUGGCUCUCCUCUGACUACCAUGAAAUAGACCAACUGGUGAUCAAGAGAGGGAUGGAGGACUUGGAGGAUGGUACCUGCAUUCGGUUUGUUCCCUGGACACACCAGAAGGACUACCUUGACAUUCAGCCCAAGUCAGGGUGUUGGUCAUACCUGGGCCAGAGAGGUGGAAGACAAAUCAUAUCCCUGCAGGACCCAGAUUGCAUGUUUUCUGGGGUCGCUUCCCAUGAGCUCAUGCAUGCUCUGGGUUUCAUGCACGAGCAGUCCCGUGCGGACCGAGACUACUAUGUCACCAUCAUGUGGUCCAACAUCUUGAGGGAUAGUGUGAGGAACUUUGAGAAAUGUAAAACGAACAAUUCGGACCUUCCCUAUGACUACACAUCUAUCAUGCACUUUGGAAUGUAUGCUUAUUCUGAGGAUGGAGAUCCAACCAUAAUUCCCAAGAGGAGCAGGAAUGUUCAGCUGGGACAGAGAACUAGUCCCAGUCACCUAGUGUUAAAAAUUAACAAGCUCUACGAUUGUGAUGUCUAA